Messenger RNA from Anopheles arabiensis, 2967 nucleotides. RefSeq lists its product as uncharacterized. The transcript has 7 exons. Gene Ontology annotation, biological process: lipid metabolic process. Bases 16 to 2886 code for a protein of 956 amino acids. The record is from RefSeq and is a predicted model, not a curated record. NCBI's taxonomy places the organism in Eukaryota, Metazoa, Arthropoda, Insecta, Diptera, Culicidae.
GUUUGGCGUUGAGAAAUGGCGCACCGACAACUGUCGCUGCCGCAGCAGCGGUUACUGCUGCUGCUGUUAGUGUUUCCGAUGCUACUUUCGGCCCAUUACCAUCAAAAGCAUCCGAUACGCCGGUACGAUAGCAACGAGUACGAUGAGGAUGAGUCGGUGCAAACGGUGGAGGAGGAUCCACCGUUCAACAACUUGCAGGAGGAAGACGCGUACCUGACGGUGCCCCAGCUGGUGUGGAAGUACGGGUACGAGAUCGAAAUCCACGAGGUGCAAACGGAGGACGGCUAUCUGCUCGAUCUGUACCGCAUCGCCGGCCGGCGAGCCGCAUCCGGCAAGCCGCCGCUCCGACCGCACCGCAACGCACCAAUAUUCCUGAUGCACUCGCUGCUGAGCAGCUGUGCCGACUGGGUGCUGAUGGGGCCGGGCCGGGCCCUCGCCUACCUGCUGGCCGAUGCCGGGUUCGACGUGUGGAUGGGCAACGCGCGCGGCACGCGCUACUCGCGCAAGCAUCUGCACCUCGAUCCGGACGCACGCGCGGGUGAGUUUUGGAACUUUUCCUGGCACGAGAUCGGGCUGUACGAUGUGCGCGCCCUGAUCGACCACGUGCUGAACGCGACCGGCGCCGCCCGGCUGCACUACGGUGGCUUUUCCCAGGGCACGAUGGUGCUGUUCGUGCUGCUGUCCGAGCGGCCCGAGUACAGCGCGAAGCUGAUCGACAUGCAGGCCAUCUCGCCCUCGGUGUACAUGUACCGGCUGGAGGGCCGGAUCGUGCGCACGUUCGUGACGCUGGCCGAUCCGCUGGUGGCCGCGCUGGACGCGGCCGGCCGGCGCGAGAUCCUGCCGAACCGCCGGUUCAUUGCGCCGCUGGUGAAGAUCGUGUGCGCCGAUGGGAAUGUGACCGUGUGCCGGGAGCUGCUGUACGACGUGGCGGGCAGGAACCCGGCCCAGGUGGACGAUCGAAUGCUGCGCAUCUUUCUCGGCCACUUCCCGGCCGGUGCAUCGCUCCGCCAGCUGCACCACUUCUCGCAGAUCAUACGGACGGCCCGGUUCGCCAAGUACAGCCCGCUGCGGAGCACUGGCCGGGGCGGCUUCCACGCAUCACCGCCCGCCCCGCUCUACAAUCUGACCCGUGCCACCGUACCGGUCGUGGUGUACUACGGGCUGAACGAUCAUGUCAUCAACUAUCGCGACGCGCUGCAGCUGGCCGACGAGGUGCCGAACCUGGCCGCCGUCCAUCAGAUCGCCGACCGGCACUUCACGCACAGCGAUUUCAUACUGGCCAAGAACUCGGCCCGCCUGCUCAACUCCAUUCUGCUGCAGGAGCUCGACCAGUACGAUCGGCGUGCCUCGCGCACAUCCGGGAGUUCACUGAUGCCCGGUUGUGCACUGAGACAAACCGUGUUUGCGUCGCCCUUCCCCUAUCGCGAUAUCGCACUGGCGAACGCACUGGCGCACACGCUUGUAUUAGAUCAGAAUUGUUGGCCAGUGUGUAGCGUAGUAGUGAAGCGGUUCUCCUUCCGAUCGGUUGUACUUACUACGGGGUUUGUCAGUAGUAGCAUGGCGUCCGACUUAGAACGUACGGUUGUGACACGCCGGUCCAUGAUAGCCGUCAUGCCGCUGACCCUGCUGCUGUCGUCGUCGCUGAUCGUGUUGCUCGGUGUAGCGCCCAGUGUCGCCGACGCAGCAUCUGCCGAGGUGCGCUCAGAGAAUGCCAACGACAUUGGCAGCUUUUUUGCGAUCGAUAUAGGGGACGGAGCGCUGAGUACGACGGAGCUGAUCACCAAGUAUGGCUAUCCGGUCGAAAGCCACGAAGCGACCGGUGCAGACGGGUACGUCAUUUCCCUCACUCGAAUACCGGCGCGAACGCAACGCCACCCGCGGCCGCUGCUGCUCGUGCACGGACUGCUCGCCAGCUCCGCCGACUACGUGCUCAUCGGGCCGAACAACAGCCUCGCCUACCUGCUGGCCGACCGGGACUACGACGUGUGGCUGGCGGAUAUGCGCGGCAAUCGGUACUCCCGGCGCCAUACGCGCCUCGACAGCGACUCGCACGACUAUUGGGACUUUACCUGGCACGAGAUGGGCUACUACGAUCUGCCCGCCGUGAUCGAGUACAUCCUGGGGCAGACCGGUGCCUCGCAGGUCGACUACAUCGGCCACUCGCAGGGCACGACCGUGUUCUUCGUGAUGGCUUCCAGCCGGCCCGAGUACAACGAAAAGAUUGGCCGCAUGUACGCGCUCUCACCGGCCGUUUGCUUGAAGCGCGUCCGCAGUCCGCCCGUCCAGUGGUUGCUCCAGAACAUAGACGCACUGCACGAGCUGUUCAAUGCGCUCGGCGUGCACCAGUUCCUGCCGCACCUGACCUCACAGUACGGUUUGGCCCGCCUGCUCUGCCCCAUGACCGAUCCGGAAAAUCUGUGCAUACAGGUAGUGAGCCAAACGGUGGGACCGAAUCCAAAGAUGGCCGACAUGAUGGCAAUGCAGAUCCUCGUCGGGCACGAUCCGGCCGGCGCCUCCAUCAAGCAGCUGUUCCACUACGCCCAGCUGCAGCGCACGGGUCAAUUCCGCCAGUACGAUUACGGUCGGCGCAACAAUACCCUCCGCUACAGCCACUGGAAUGCGCCGGCGUACAAUCUCAGCGCAGUUACGGCGCCGGUGACGAUCUUUUACGCGCAGAACGAUUGGCUGAUCGAUCCGCGGGAUGCGGUGGACUUUUCCAAGCUGCUGCCGACACCGCCGACCAUGCAUCUGGUGGAGGAUGCAAACUUCAACCAUCUCGACUUCACGAUUGCCAUCAAUGCGCGCCCGAUGGUGUACGAGCACAUACUGGCCAGUCUGGAGGAGCGGGAACGAUCGAACGAUAGUGGAAGGAAGCGGGCGAGAUAGGAUUGCAGCCGCCAAAUGUCGAAUGAUUAAGUGUAGAAGUAAAGAAAAUUGUGUUACAUCAAAGAAGUAGUACUCUUUGUU